This is a messenger RNA of Lycium barbarum (goji berry), 2427 nucleotides long. RefSeq names its product O-fucosyltransferase 10-like. The coding region runs from base 34 to 1821 and encodes 595 amino acids. The transcript has 10 exons. Lineage: Eukaryota; Viridiplantae; Streptophyta; Magnoliopsida; Solanales; Solanaceae. The record is from RefSeq and is a predicted model, not a curated record.
AAGACAAAGUCAAAAAAGGCAUUUACUGUCAGCAUGUUCAGUCUCCUCCAUACUCCACGGCCACUCUACUUAUUCCACUACGUCUCUACUCUCUCACAAACUUCAACACAAUUCUCAAAUCUCUCACUUACAUUUUUCUCUUUCUUUCUUCGUACUAUCAUGUCUUCGAAAAUAAGUACAAAUGGUUCCACCAUUAACAACAACAACAACAACAACAUACAAAGCUCCUCCUCGCCGAGAAACCGGCAAAGUUGUCGGAGAAGACUACGUCGGCGAGGAAGCUUUACAAUGUUGUACCGGCGGCAGUUACUGUUGCUUGUCCCUCUUCUUUACUUUACUGGACUUAUAAGCUUUUAUCUACUACAACAUUAUUCAGGUUUAGCACCUGGUGCUGUUUAUCGCAGUCAUGAGAUUUUUCAGAAGCUUUGGGUUGAUAUUGAAGCUGAUAACUCUUCUACAGUUGAGCUAUCUUCUGUCUGGAUAUACAAAAGGAAGCUAAAAGAGAAAAGACCCUGUUCCAUUGGGACUACUGCCUCAAGUAAAGAUUCUCCUGGAGCCAAUCUUUACUUAAUUGUUGAUGCCAAUGGUGGCCUCAAUCAGCAGCGAUCAUCGAUAUGCAAUGCAGUAGUCAUUGCUGGGCUAUUGAAUGCCACAUUACUUAUUCCUCGUCUGGAAUUUCACAAUGUCUGGAGGGAUUCGAGUGAGUUUGGUGAUAUUUAUGACGAGGACCAUUUCAUAUCCACCCUUAAAGAUUAUAUUACAGUGGUCAAAGAACUGCCAGCAGAACUGAUGGAGAGAUAUUCUAAUAUCAGCAAUAUUUGGAAUUUGCGAGUCCAAGCUUGGGCACCCCCAAGAUAUUACCUGGAAGAGGUUUAUCCCGUCUUGCUUAAGCGGCGGGUUGUUCGUAUUUCCCCCUUUGCUAAUAGAUUGUCAAUGCAUCUUCCAUCUCAUCUUCAGUUCCUGAGAUGUUUGUCCAAUUAUGAAGCUUUGAGGUUCUCAUUGGUCAUAUCAGCACUUGCAAAGAAGUUGGUCAAGCGCAUGAUUGACAGGAGCUCUAAUUCUGUUGGGAAGUAUAUUUCUGUCCACCUUCGGUUUGAGGAGGACAUGGUAGCCUUUUCAUGCUGUAUUUAUGAUGGAGGACGGGUUGAAAAGUCAGAAAUGGAUGUAGUACGUGAGAAGGGAUGGGGAAAGAAGUUCAAACAAAAAUAUCGUGUUGUUGCACCUGGUCUCAACCGUAUAAAUGGAAAAUGUCCUAUGACCCCUGUAGAGGUUGGGAUGAUGCUCAGGGGUAUGGGAUUUGCCAAAGAUACUCCAAUCUAUUUGGCUUCUGGGAAGAUUUACCAGGCAGAUAGAUAUCUAGCACCUCUGCGGAAGAUGUUCCCUCUCCUACAAACCAAGGAGACUUUGGCAACCAAAGAUGAGCUUGCUCCAUUUGAGGGUUAUUCAUCAAGACUAGCUGCUGUGGACUACCUAGUAUGCUUGUUUAGUGAGGUAUUUGUAACCACUCAAGGGGGAAACUUCCCUCAUUUUUUGAUUGGUCAUAGAAGGUACCUUUUCAAUGGACAUGCCAAGUCUAUCAAACCUGAUAAAAUCAAGCUUGUAAAUUUAUUGCAGAACACAAGUAUAAGCUGGAUUGAUUUCAAGGAUCAAAUGGGCUCAAUGCUGGCCGAAAGUGAUAGGAAGGGCAUAAUGGUACCUAGAGUUAAAAAGUCCACCAGAAAAGGUUCUAUCUAUUCGAAUCCUUUGCCUGAAUGCAGGUGCCUUUGGGAGUCAAAAAGAACUACCAACCGUAGCAAUUCGUACCUCAUGGUAGAUCGCUGAGAUUGGUCCAUAGUUCUAAGUUUCCUGUGAUUUGAGCAGUCUAAAUUGGGAUCCUUUUGCAAGCACCAGUUACUCUUCUGGUUUGCUUGUUACCUCUGUUACCGGUAACAAAGUCUCCACAUGCUACCAUGCUAUUUCCAAGGAUACAAGUAUGCUUCCAGCUUAUCAUUAUGGGGUCUGUCACUUUAUGUGCCUAAGGAAAGUGGUAGAAUAGAGCGAAAGAGCAAGUCCAGCGUUGAUUACAGGAAUCAAAGAUUGUUGAAGCAUCUCAGUCGAGAUCAUAAGAAUUGGCCUCCAGUUUUGCCUUAGCCAGCGAGGCAGGCAGGACAUUUGAUCUAUCUGGAGUUGAUAUAUCAGUUCUCAGAUCCUAAAGGUUUCAGCUAUAAUUUCUCUAGUCUAGAUUUUUGGUUCGUUCUUCUUCUUAGGUUUUGUUACUGCCUUCACAUUGCUUUUGAAAUUUUGUGCUCGUAAUCUACUAGUUGUAAUGCUACAAGUUUUCUAAUGAUUAAAUUUCAAGAUUUAUCUCCAGCGUUUCUACCUUAGCAAGUGUCAAGGAUUUUUGUAGUACUUUUAUAUAGUAUUGGACUGAGAUGAGAUUAAAUGGAG